Drosophila novamexicana is the source of this 2885-nucleotide messenger RNA. RefSeq names its product alpha-1,3-mannosyl-glycoprotein 4-beta-N-acetylglucosaminyltransferase B (gene Mgat4a). The transcript has a single exon. Gene Ontology annotation, cellular component: endoplasmic reticulum; Golgi stack; endoplasmic reticulum-Golgi intermediate compartment. Bases 20 to 1789 code for a protein of 589 amino acids. The record is from RefSeq and is a predicted model, not a curated record. Gene Ontology annotation, biological process: protein N-linked glycosylation. NCBI's taxonomy places the organism in Eukaryota, Metazoa, Arthropoda, Insecta, Diptera, Drosophilidae. Gene Ontology annotation, molecular function: acetylglucosaminyltransferase activity.
GCAACCUGCAGUCAUCAACAUGUUCAAGAUUCGACAACGUAAUUGCAUGCUUAUUGCCACGGUGCUCAUACUGGUGCCAUGCAUUGUGAUAUUGAUGGUAUUGGGCCCGGAACUAUCCACCGAACAGUCGCUGACGCAACGGCUGGCCGAGUGUCACAUGCGAUUGCAGUACCUGGAGUCUAUGUAUCGUGCACGCCAGGAGGAUGUCUCACUGCUCUCACAGUACUUGGGUCAGCUGCAGUACAACAAUGGGAGCAAUGUGACAAAUGUUAGUCCACCGCCACAGCCGGUGGCCAAUUUGCUGGACGCGCUUAGUCCAGAGGCACGUCAAUUGCUGCGCAAUGCAUCACACGUGUCGAGAUCGGGCGCCGUUGGGUCGUCCCGUGGCUAUAUGCCCGUGCAAAAUAUACGUCUGCCAAAUGCUUAUCACUUUCUGCCACAUUUACUGGACGAUGCUGGCUCCUUGCGCCCGGCCUAUUUGCUGAGCAAAGGACGCACAGAUGUUAGCAUUGUGCUGGGCGUGCCCACCGUACGACGCGAGAAGCAGUCGUAUCUGCUCGCCACGCUGCACAAUCUAAUUGAGAACAUGAACGAUGAGGAGCAGAAUGAGACGCUUAUCAUUGUUUACAUUGGCGAAACGGAUUUGGAUGCUGUCCAGCUGAUAGCCAAGCAAAUUGAGACAAGCUUUGAGGCGCAUGUGGAGAGCGGACUAAUAGACAUAAUAGCGCCAGCGCCCAGUUACUAUCCAAACUUUGAGCGAUUGCGCAUUACAUUAAACGAUCCUUUGGAGCGCGUGAAAUGGCGUAGUAAGCAGAAUCUAGAUUUUGCCUAUCUUAUGGCCUAUGCGCACUCAAAGGGCACUUUCUAUGUGCAGCUAGAAGAUGAUAUAUUAACUAAGCGACAGUUUAUAACCACCAUGAAGAAAUUUGCACUUAUCAAGAGCGCUUUGACAAAGCCAGACCAGCCUGCCUGGUUUGUUUUAGACUUUUGUCAACUUGGCUUUAUUGGAAAAAUGUUUAAAAGCGCUGAGCUGCCCUACCUAAUUACAUACUUUCAAAUGUUCUACAAUGAUAAGCCUGUCGACUGGCUGCUUACCUAUUUCAUUGAGUCAAAAGUAUGUCGCACGGACAAGGAUCAGAAGCAUUGCAAUUUGGAGAAGGCCAAAUAUUGGCAGCAUUUUCGUAAAUCCCUUUUCCAGCACAUCGGGACCAGUUCCUCGCUCAAGGGCAAAGUACAAAAGCUUAAGGACAAACAAUUUGGCAGCAAGGUUCCAUCUUACUAUGCACACAUGAAUAAUCCUCCGGCUGUGGUCAAGUCAAAUAUAGCGCCAUAUAAAAACUAUUUGCUGAAGCGCGCCUAUCGCGGAGAAACAUAUUUUUGGGGUCUAUUGCCACAGCCCGGUGACUUGGUGCAGUUCACCUUUGAGCAGCCAACACUGCUACGUCGCUAUUUAUUUCGCAGUGGCAACUCUGAGCAUCCUUCGGAUCGUUUCUACAACACCACCGUGGAGCUGCUCCCGGCCGAUAGUCUAAGCGAGAAUUCAUCCGUUUGGAGUACGUACAAUACAACAACGGAUGGUUAUCUCGUGGUGGGUGCAUUUGAUGGCCUAGGCGUCGCCGAGGGCCUGCUCGAUCCCAAGAUUGGUGCCAUUAAGGAGCUGCGUCUUCACGUGCACAGCGACAGUGAGAACUGGGCGCUGCUUAGCGAAAUUGAGCUUCAAGAGAUGGACAACAGCGCCAACAACGCGGAAGCAAAUGCCGCCAAGCCGCGCUUUAUCGCAGUCAGCUGAUUGCUGCAUCGCCAUCGGCAGCAACAGGAUGAUUAUAGUGGAGAUCUAACCAAACAUUGAUGUUUUCCUAACCUAUUCAUCUAUAUCUCUCAGUGUGUAUAUGUUUGUAUAUUUUUUGAGCGCUACUUUUAAAGCCUAUCGUCUAAAUGUGUAAAUAACUAACCUCAAGGUAUAAUCAUAAAGUUUAACUGUAACUAUUUAUAAUUGUAAAGCACAGUUUACACGUGUAUCAGAUGUUUACCUAAAUAUUUGUACAACAUUUAAUUAUUUGUGCUAAAACAAACUACUCAUUAUAAUUUAAAAGUUGAAGCAACGUACAUUAUUUUUGCUAAUAUCUGUCACGUGUGAAUCGAAUUGUAACUAAUACUACAUUUAUACGUGCACGAUUAUCGUGUCGAAUCGAAUAUUGAAUACUGAAGUCAACUUAUGGAUGAAUUGAACACACAACUUGUAAAAUCCAUAAAUGUCAUGCAUAAAUGCCUUUUAUACAAGGUAUUUAAAAAACAUCAAGUUCAUCUACAUUUGAACAGCCAUAUUUAUAAAAAAAAACCAACCUGAUCGUGAUCUUGUGCAUAUGCUACAGCGCACGACUUUCAUUCUAUUCCCGCAUGAUCCAUAUAAGAUCCAAGUGCCCCUCCAUUUGUUCAUUGUGUUAUAUACAUUUUUUGUACAAGAAAAUUGUUUAUGAAUAGUUGUGCUAUGUAACUGAGCGCUCUGAAAUCAUUCUCUGUAUUGAACUAUGUUUUAUUUUGUUAUUUACUGUGCAUUUCUAAGUAUUUAUUUUAAGUGUUAUCCUCACCAAUUGGCCACUUUCUCGAAUUGAAACAUUCCAGUCACUUUUGCUGCUAUUUUUGUUGCUGAAUUUCAAACACAUAAUUUAUUAUUAAUACGAAUCUCGAAACGAAUCCAGUUCUCAAUGGAACAGAAAUUGUCAAUCAAAUAUAUUUAUUUAUUGUUUACUCAUUUCAUUGUUUAUUUAUUAAUAUAUCAUUUUAGCUACAGUUACAUACGUAUUGCAGCAUCUAAACAAAAGCCAUAACAGCCGAAUAAGUGUAUAAUAAUAAUAAAUAAUCUUCAAAGCAUAUUCAACAAGAAA